AAAAUGCACGUUGAGGAGAAGCAGCAAAAGGUAAACAAGGCAAAAAAAGCGGAUAAAAAACAGCGUAGAUGUCUCGCAAUUAUUAAAAGUGACUGCCAUGUGACCCCAAGUAAUGAUCCAACCACAUAUUUGGCGAUUCUCAACGUGGGACUCAGCAAUGGGCUCACGGAGGAGAAUUUGCUACAAGCGGCGGCCAAGUCUGGAGGAAAGGUCACCGAGGUGGUUAUGUUGCCUGGAAAAUCGUAUUGUUUUCUGGUCUGUGCCUCCAUGGAGGACUCCGAGCUCAUAUAUUUGGCCAUGCACAACGUCUCCACCAUUGGACAACUGGGAGCUGUGGCCUACUUGAGUUAUGUAAAGGAGUUGCCGGCUCUCGCCGGCAAAAGUGAAUGGAAUAGACCUCUUCCCAGUGGCCUUCUGGUAAUUUCGGACUUUGUCAGCGGAGAGGAGGAAGCAACGCUGCUGAAAGCCAUAGCUGAGGAUGGAAAAACCUCCGAGGGCACUGGCACGCUAAAGCAUCGACAUGUGAAGCACUUCGGCUAUGAGUUUCUCUAUGGCAGCAAUAAUGUGGAUCCCUCGAAGCCCCUGGAACUGGCAAUACCCUUUGCCUGUGAUAUUCUAUGGCCGCGCCUGGAAAACUCUGCUACCGCCUGGGACUGGAGCACUCCGGACCAGCUGACAGUGAAUGAAUACGAGCCUGGUCAUGGAAUACCUCCUCAUGUAGACACACAUAGUGCAUUUUUGGACCCCAUUCUCUCACUCUCCCUGCAAUCCGAUGUGGUAAUGGAUUUCCGGCGAGGAGAGGAGCAAGUUCAAGUCAGAUUACCGCGACGAUCCUUGCUAAUCAUGUCGGGUGAGGCUCGCUUUGAUUGGACUCACGGUAUCAGGCCAAAGCACAUUGACGUUGUGCCCAGUGCAUCCGGAGGUUUGACCACACAAGCCCGUGGCAAGCGGACGUCCUUGACUUUCCGACGCCUACGGAGAGGACCCUGCGACUGUGCGUACCCCACGCUUUGCGACACUCGACAAACCAAGACACCACAGGAGUUAACCGUCUCCCUGGCUGCUCAGGCGGUUAGCCUAGAGCUUCAGAACGUUCACGAGGUGUACGAUAAGAUUGCGGAUCACUUUAGCGAAACACGACACUCACCCUGGCCACAGGUGGCCGGAUUUUUAGAUUCAUUCGAUCCACAGUCUGUGGUACUGGACGUUGGCUGCGGCAAUGGCAAGUAUCUGGGCUGCAAUCCGCGACUCCUAGCCAUUGGAUGCGAUCGGGCGCAAGGGCUACUUGCUGUGGGUCGCCGGAAGGGACAGAAUGUCUUUCGAUGCGACUGUCUCAGUGUGCCUGUGCGCUCGUCCAGCAUCGAUGGCUGCAUCAGUAUAGCAGUUAUACAUCACCUAGCCACUGGCGAGCGUCGACUGGCCGCUAUUCAGGAGAUGGCACGUGUUUUGCGACCAGGAGGUCGUGCUUUGAUUUAUGUUUGGGCGAAGGAUCAGCGAAAGAAUGAUAAAAAGUCCGCUUAUCUCCGGCAAAAUAAAGCAGUAAACAAGGAACGAACCACCGAGCAGGAGCAACGUCAGAAGCAGCACAAGGAACUUGACGAGCUGCCCAAUAAUACCCCACUUCCCGUGCACACUAAUCGCACAGAGUUCCAGCAGCAAGACGUACUGGUGCCCUGGAAGACCAAGGACGAACAGAGAACCACAUACUUGCGCUACUACCACGUCUUUGAAGAGCAGGAACUUGAGAACCUGGUGGCCCAGCUCCCAGAGGUAAAGCUUGUUAAAAGCUACUAUGACCAGGGCAAUCACUGUGUGAUUUUCGAAAAGAUAUCGAAAAACUGUUCAUGAAAAGUUUACAAUUAUGUAAUUCGUUUAUUUGAUUUCAAAAAUACACAUUCACACAGUUUUA
Messenger RNA from Drosophila rhopaloa, 1909 nucleotides. RefSeq names its product alkylated DNA repair protein alkB homolog 8. Gene Ontology annotation, cellular component: nucleus; cytoplasm. NCBI's taxonomy places the organism in Eukaryota, Metazoa, Arthropoda, Insecta, Diptera, Drosophilidae. Gene Ontology annotation, molecular function: tRNA binding; S-adenosylmethionine-dependent methyltransferase activity. The transcript has a single exon. The record is from RefSeq and is a predicted model, not a curated record. Bases 4 to 1848 code for a protein of 614 amino acids. Gene Ontology annotation, biological process: tRNA wobble uridine modification.